GUUUCUUAAAACAAGAUUAAAAAAUGAUUUUGCUGAAUCAAAUCUUACUUGCAGCCUAUCAACCCUUAAGUUGUAGAGUUCUCUGUUGGUAUUAGGUUAAAUUCUGCUACCAGCCAGCCUCACAAACUCAAAUUUCGUUUUUUUUUUUUUUCUCGGAUUCAGUUGUUCGCUCUGCGAUAACUGGCGAAGUACCUUCAUACUGUGGAUUGCGAGUUACCGAGAGGCCAUGAUUCGGGCGGUGAUUGUGAUGAACACCCAGGGAAAACCCCGGCUCGUUAGAUUCUACGAGUUUCGGCCGCCGGAGAAGCAGCAGGAGUUGAUUCGCAGCAUUUAUGGAGUUCUGAGUAGCAGGGCAGAUAAUGUGAGCAACUUUGUCAAGACAGAUGCAAUUUUUGGUAAAGAUACACGGGCAGUCUACAAGCACCUUGCAACGCUGUACUUUGUUUUUGUUUUCGACAGUUCUGAAAAUGAAUUAGCCAUGCUGGACCUCAUACAGGUUUUUGUUGAGACAUUAGAAAGAUGCUUCAAGAAUGUCUGUGAGCUCGACCUUGUAUUCAAUUUUAGCAAGCUGCACACAAUAUUGGAUGAGAUAAUAUUUGCGGGCCAGGUCCUGGAAACUAAUUCAGAGGAAGUUAUGAAAGCUGUUGAGGAGAUAGCAAGGCUGGAUAAGCCUUCUAAUCCAAUAAGCAUUGUUGCAAAAUCUGUCUCUGGUAGACUUGGCCGGUAGUUUUACCCAAGCUCAGUAACCCAAAUCUAACAGUUGCAUCAACAGGAGCGAAUGGAUUCAGUUCUUACUUCUUUGUGAGAAAGCAGAACUACAGAUGAGUUCUCUAUUUUGAUGAUCUUUUAAUGGAUAAGGCAUGUUCUGCCACUCUUUUACAUAAUAAGCUGUCCUCUUGGAUUACCUUAUCUGUAAGACAUUUUGACUGUAUAAGAUUGUUAAAUACCAACAAAUGUAUCUGGAAAUUUACACUCUUUAUUAUUUUUUCCAAUUUUUUUUAAUAAAA
This is a messenger RNA of Phalaenopsis equestris, 1007 nucleotides long. Its product is annotated as AP-3 complex subunit sigma. Bases 227 to 727 code for a protein of 166 amino acids. Gene Ontology annotation, biological process: protein transport; Golgi to vacuole transport. NCBI's taxonomy places the organism in Eukaryota, Viridiplantae, Streptophyta, Magnoliopsida, Asparagales, Orchidaceae. The record is from RefSeq and is a predicted model, not a curated record. Gene Ontology annotation, cellular component: AP-3 adaptor complex; intracellular membrane-bounded organelle. The transcript has 8 exons.